Oldenlandia corymbosa var. corymbosa is the source of this 894-nucleotide messenger RNA. The record is from the annotation of a GenBank genome assembly. NCBI's taxonomy places the organism in Eukaryota, Viridiplantae, Streptophyta, Magnoliopsida, Gentianales, Rubiaceae.
AUGAAUCAUGUGCCUUGCAACCCGGCUCUCUCUUUGAAGAUCAGGAACUUGCUCAAUCAGAAGAAAUCCCGUCUCAACAAAACCGCCGCCACUUCGCCUCUUGCAUCCAUCAAAACUCGCACCAAAACCGCCCCAGCAACAGCAACAACACAUAGCUCUUCCUUGGCCAGCAGCCAUAGUUCAUCAGACCCGAAUUACUCGAUGGAAACAGGUCAAGCAGCAGACACGAAGCUGUUUGAUGAUGCGAUUCUUUUAGCUGAUGAUACUCUGGGGGAAUCAUCCGCAGCAGCAGCAACUAGUACGGCAACUAAUCAAUAUCAUCAGAAUCAAUAUCACCAGAUUCCUGCAGACUUCGAGCAUAUGAAAGUGGAGAGGCAAAUAUCAGCAUCCCUGUAUGCAAUGAAUGCCACGGUGGCGUCCACCGUACGCUGGUUGUUGUCGUUGUGCGCCGUCGGCAAUUUGUCCCCAACAAGCUUUCUGUUUUUGUGCGCCAAGUGGAUUGCUGGAAGAUUACAUUGUUGGGAGAUAAACUCACGUCAAGAUCUCAGGUUCAUUGAUUUGGUUGUCUUAGUUUGUCUCUGGAGGACACGUGGUGUGGGAGCUGGCGCGGACAAGUCCUAUAAAGAAGUCCCAUCUUGGCAACGAAUGGAAAAAAGGAGGUAUCGAGGCCAAGCAGCUGAACUUGCGGCAGGGUAUGCUUCCAUGCUUGCGGCUCUAACUCCAUGUUUGUAUCUUUGGAAGGAUGAAGUGUUGAUUGCUGGAUUUGGACGUAAAGGUCAUGCUGUUGGAGAUAUUCCAGGUGUCGGGAUCAAGGUGGUAAAGGUCUCAGGUGUUCUCUUCUGGCUCUCUUCAAGGAGGAGCAGGAAAAACCUAGAUCAUAAAGAGUCUUUGUAG